Messenger RNA from Suillus fuscotomentosus, 300 nucleotides. RefSeq lists its product as uncharacterized. The record is from RefSeq and is a predicted model, not a curated record. The annotation marks the transcript as partial. Lineage: Eukaryota; Fungi; Basidiomycota; Agaricomycetes; Boletales; Suillaceae. The transcript has a single exon.
CAGUGCCGCACAGGGCGUAGAUUCAUGCAUGAUUCAUCGGAGAGCUCAAAGUACCAUGCUUCAUUCGUGCAAACUGAGCCUACCGGCUGCUCAUGUGAAAUGCCACGUCAAACGCGAGAGCACUUAUUACGUGACUGCCCGUUAUUCAUAUGCCAACGCAUCCACUUGCACGCAGUAUCCAACAUCAACAUACUCAACAAGACCCUGGGUAUGGAGAAGGAGAUAGAGGCGCAAGCAAAACUCAUUCAUGAGCCUGACGCUUUCAAGAAGGUUGCCAUACUAAGACAUCCGUCAGGUUGA